Cajanus cajan (pigeon pea) is the source of this 1445-nucleotide messenger RNA. Its product is annotated as Leucine-rich repeat (LRR) family protein. The record is from RefSeq and is a predicted model, not a curated record. NCBI's taxonomy places the organism in Eukaryota, Viridiplantae, Streptophyta, Magnoliopsida, Fabales, Fabaceae. Gene Ontology annotation, molecular function: protein binding.
AUAGUCUCUCAAACCAAUGGCUUCAUCUUCAUCAUCUUAUUCCUCCACCACUUGUGUGUUAUUCCUCCUUUUCCUCCACUUAUCAUGUUUCACAAACAACCUCAAUGCAAAGCACAGCAAGGCCAACAACAGUCACAAGCACCACCACACUCAAAACCCUCCCUUAAACCCAAGGCUCCACAUGGCCUUUCUUGGCCUCCAAGCAUGGAAGCAUGUGAUCUAUUCGGACCCAAAUAACUUCACUUCCAACUGGGUAGGCCCUUCAGUUUGCAACUACACAGGAGUGUACUGUGCCCCCUCACUUGAUGACCCUAAAGUCACAGUUGUGGCUGGCAUUGACCUUAACUUUGGGGACAUAGCAGGGUUCCUACCCGAUGAAAUAGGCCUUCUCUCUGACCUUGCUAUCCUUCACCUCAGCAACAACCGUUUCUGUGGCAUCCUACCAAUGUCCUUAACCAAUCUCACACUACUCUAUGAGCUUGAUCUUAGCAGCAACAGGUUUGUAGGACCCUUUCCUUUGGUUGUUCUCUCCCUUCCCAUGCUCAACUACCUUGACCUCCGGUUCAAUGAAUUUGAAGGGCCAUUGCCUCCUCAACUCGUCAACAAAACCUUUGAUGCCAUUUUCGUAAACAGCAACCGUUUCACAAGUUCCAUUCCACCAAACUUGGGAAAAAUCUCAGCUUCUGUUCUAGUCUUUGCCAACAACAAAUUUGGAGGGUGUCUCCCAGAGAGCAUAGUGAAUUUGGCUGACACUUUGGAGGAGCUUGUGCUGAUCAACACAAGCUUGUCAGGAUGUUUACCACAGCAAGUAGGGUUUCUAUACAAAUUAAGAGUGUUGGAUGUGAGUUUCAACGACAUUGUGGGCCCCAUACCUUAUAGCCUUGCAGGGUUGUCUCACUUGGAGCAACUAAAUUUAGGGCACAACAUGAUGAGUGGCAUAGUCCCUAUGGGGGUUUGUGAGUUGCCAAACUUGGCAAACUUCACUUUCUCUUACAACUUCUUCUGUGAGGAAGAGGGUAUCUGUAAGAACUUGACAUCAAAGAGAAUAGUGUUUGAUGACAGAAGGAACUGUUUGCCUGAGAAGCCACUUCAGAGGAGCCAGAAGGAAUGUGAGGCCAAACUUGAACACCCUGUUGAGUGUUCUGAGCUUUGUUGUGUUGUUGGGAGCAAUGUGUCUUCUGGUUCUGUGGCUGUUCCACCUGCUGCUGCAAUGCCUGUGGCUGCACCUCUUCUUGCACCAACACCAAGCUACCCUUGAGUAUGAGUUUGUGUUGAUAUGAAUAGGGAAAAUAAAGUUUAAGUUUGAGUUAGGGAGUCACCUUGUAGAUACAAAGUGGUGUGUUGAUUGAUUAAUGUGAGUGUAUUCUGUUGUGUCAUGUGUCUUAUUCCUUGUAAAGUGUUGUGCUUGACAGGAAAUGAGCAAGUUCAUAGAUAUCUCUUGUUUU